Pectinophora gossypiella (pink bollworm) is the source of this 9487-nucleotide messenger RNA. RefSeq names its product DNA N6-methyl adenine demethylase-like (gene Tet). Gene Ontology annotation, cellular component: nucleus. The transcript is spliced from 10 exons. Gene Ontology annotation, biological process: oxidative demethylation; positive regulation of transcription by RNA polymerase II. The record is from RefSeq and is a predicted model, not a curated record. Lineage: Eukaryota; Metazoa; Arthropoda; Insecta; Lepidoptera; Gelechiidae. Bases 596 to 6883 code for a protein of 2095 amino acids. Gene Ontology annotation, molecular function: DNA 5-methylcytosine dioxygenase activity; DNA binding; zinc ion binding.
CACUCUGCAGCCGAUAGCCAAUAAGCUGCCGUCAUUCCAGAGUCAGUUCCAAACGUUCCCUGAGACGACGGUGAUCCCGGAGACGGGGCUGCCAAGUGUGACGCCGGUGCCAGUGACCGCGAGCCCGACGCCCAGCGCGAGUCCUAGUCAGUUAACCCAGCUCACGCAGCUCACCACGCCGGCGUCGCCCGCACACCUCACCACGCUGGCGCAGGUGACGCCGCUCUCCACCACGUUGACGACCCUGUCCCCCGUCAACGCCACCACAUUCCACACCUUGACCGCAGUCAACGCUAGAAGCUACCCAUUGGUGCCCGCACCCCUACAAGCGCGAGAGCUCGCACCGACCCAAGCGUACAUCGACGACAGACACAUACAACUGUACCAACCGAACAUUGCCACUAUCAACGCCUUCCCCACUCAAAACGGGAUCUUACACCAAAACGGGACCCUGCUCCAUCAGAACGGCAGUUUAAUACAAAACAUUCAGAGUCCGACUGUCGUUCACGUGUUAAAAAAUGAGCCGUUUGACGUCAAAUCUCUGCAAGACAAAUACACUCCAAAUGGGCUUCAUCAUACUAAUUUCCAAAAUCCAAUGUUGAUUGACAACGGAUAUGAGAAGAAGACGAAUGGGUUUGGAAAUGCGUCGCCGACAAGAUCGGACUUUAGGAAGAAGGAGAGACGGAAAAUGAGGGCGAACAGUUCAGAGUCUGACGGGUCAAACAUGGAGGUGGGUUCGGAAAGCAGCGGGCAGGUCGCGGCCGUGUCCUCCACAGCUGGGUUCAAGUCGCCCAUGCACGGCGCGCCUCCGCUGAACACGGGCCCGAUGGAACUCGACGACAUUUCCAGCGAAAAACAGACGAAGAAGAAGAGAAAACGUUGUGGCGAGUGCAUCGGGUGCCAGCGGAAAGACAAUUGCGGCGACUGCGCACCCUGCAGGAACGACAAGUCGCAUCAGAUCUGCAAGCAACGUCGGUGCGAGAAGCUGACCGAGAAGAAGAGUUAUCGCGGCCGCAAGCCUCUCGGCGGAGGAGGAGUAGUCCCGGUCGGUUUGAGCCCAGGAGUGGCUGCCGCGUCGCCGUCACCCGCGCCCCCCGCCGCCGCCGCCGCGCCCUCGCCGGCGCCCGCGACCACGCCGAGCAUGAAGCAGGAGCAUCCAUCGCAGCCAAUGGCACCCAUGCCUUUCUACGCGGGAGACCCAAACAGGUUCCCUGCAACGUGGCAAACCGACCCAUCACAAGGUUGGCAAAACCAGUUCAUCCAACAACUUCCGACACAGACUGGCCAAACCACCCUAGAUUACCAGGGAAACCACACCGCCUACGCCACCUCCCCGCACUACCAAGCCAAUACCACGUACACCGUCCAAAACGUCGCUACUACCUUCGACGUCACCAAUAACACCUAUUACCAGACUCCCGUGCAGUCAGUGCCAGCGCAACGGCCACCAUCGAACCGUGGAGCCUACACCCCCGUGCCCAGCCCCAGGGCUCCGCACUACACGGCCGAGUACCAACAACAGUACGCACAACAAGCACCUACACCCGGAACUACCUCCGGCAACGACUCCAGACCAGCCUCAGCUGCCUCCUACCCCAACUCAAUACCCACAACUGCUGCACCAGUCUACACCGUCAGCCAGCAAAGCUACGACAGAACUGAAUACACCACCGAGCACACAGAAGAAUUCAACAACAUGAAUAACGGAGAAAAUGGGACGGGAGAUACGAGCAAUGAUGGAGAGAGACAAGAACAGAACACGCCGAAUGGACAGCAUUCGGGAAACGCCGAGCCUGGGUACCUGCAGGGGAGCAACGGUCCGCGAGCUUCACUCGAUUGUAGCGGGUAUCCGGGCGGCUACAACAGCGGACAAUAUAGGGAAAAUGGCCAAGCCAACCAAAACGACUGGCAACAACGCCAGUGGCAGCACAACCAAAGAUUACAAAACCAACAAAUGCAAAAUCAACAGCUACAAAACCAACAACAAAUUCAAAACCAACAGCAGCAACAGAUGCAAAAUCAGCAAAUGCAGAAUCAACAGCAACAGCUACAAACCCAACAACAACAACUACAAAAUCAACAGCAACAACAGCAGUUACAAAAUCAGCAACAAAUGCAAAAUCAAAUUCAAAAUCACCAAAAUCAACUGCAACAAAAUCAACAAAUGCAGCAGCAAAGACAAGAGGAGUCUGAGCAGCAGAUGUUCUCGCAAUCAGACAGGGUUAAUUUGAAUUCGAGACUGAAAACAAUGAUAUUAAACAAACAAAACCAUACACGAGACGGCACUAACACGCCGCCUGACAAAGGGGACCCUGGAGAAGGGCCGCCACGGGUGAUAGACGAUAGAAAAGGCGGAGCUGUGUCCGUCAACGAUGACAGGAAUACUACCGGUCAUUUUUUAUCGUAUAGCCACCAUCUCCGAGAUAAUUACCGUUUAGGCGAGCAGGCUUAUCCUGCCGCUGGUAAUUAUGCACAAAACGCUCACGCCUAUGGCGCGAGUGACUUCGGAGGUGGUGGCCACCACGUAUGGGAGGGCGGGACGGAGGUCCCGCGGGGUUAUGAUAAACACGCUACUACUAAGAACGUAUCCAAAACUCCUCAGAAGUUACCAUCUUACGCGGAUAUGAGAGGCCAGUUUGGUACCUACUCGAAUGUUCCAUAUGAAGCGCAAAAAUAUGCAGAAAUUUACGGUAGCGAUAGUUUAGGUUAUAAUCAAGAUAAUAAAGAUUUUCAAUCAAAAAUGCUAAUUGGACCAGUAUCGGAAAUGAAUCAACAAAAUUGCGCGCCGUCGCGAGAUACAAACGCACAAACGGCAGUUUAUGACAGGGAAGCUUACGAUGCCAAGUUCAGGCAUCCUUCAGCGCCUUUAAUUCCUAAGCUUGAAUUGCCUGACAAUUACCCGAAACAAGAACAUCAAAGGAUGAUGACCCAUCACCCGUAUCAAAAACAACCUGAAAUACCAAAUGCGUAUAGAGAAUAUCCCAACGGGAUUGUGCCUAGAUCGCAGCAAAGCACUGUAUUACCACCGAUAUCAACAAUAAAGCAGGAAAACUUUGGUCCUAAACAGCAAAAUUACCAAAAUUUUCAACAAUAUCCUUACGAACAGAGAGGCGGACCUACUGAUACGUAUUCACAAAUGCCCCGAUUACAAGAAAAUGUAGGCUUCCAAAAAUACAAUAAAAAUUACAAUCAUACACCAGUAAAUAAAGAAACAGAAAAUCGCUUGAACACUGAAAGAGCUGCUUCGGUAGAACAGCCCAAACCCCCUUACUAUAUUGAACAGAUAAAGUCUGAACAUUCUCCUCCUGGACACAAAAUAUACAAAAAUCUGAACUAUGGACCACCAAGAAAUGAGCCUUAUUUAUACCCUGGUGAAGGGGGUCCAAUUAUAAUCAAGAAUGAAGUUGGUUAUGCGUGCUGCCGUCAAGGCUCCACAAAGAAACCACCUCCAGAACAUCUGAGAGACGGAGCUUGUCCAGGCCUUCAAACCAAAGACGAAGUUCUAGAAGAUGAUCCAGAGAACGACAAAGAUACAAAAAACCAAAAGCCUGCCACUCCUGGUCCAGAUUUAUCAAAGACGCCUAGAGAAAACCACUUCAAUUAUUCAAAGGAAUAUUUAGACAAUUUAGAAAGAUUGCGUAAUAAUUCAAGAACAGAAGUGCCUGACUGCAAUUGUUUUCCAGCUGAUAAGAAUCCUCCAGAACCUGGCAGUUAUUACACACAUUUAGGAGCAGCAUCUACUCUGGCUGAACUACGAAAAGAGCUGGAGGCGAGAACUGGCUUAUCAGGAAAAGAACUACGGAUAGAGAAGGUCUGCUAUACCGGCAAAGAGGGCAAGACCGCACAAGGGUGCCCUAUGGCUAAGUGGGUUAUAAGACGCUCCAACUACACAGAGAAAGUUCUAGUGGUGGUCAAAUUCAGAAACGGUCACAAAUGCGCUACUUCUUGGAUUGUAGUGUGCCUGGUUGCUUGGGAGGGGAUCCCACAGUCAGAAGCUGAUCUAGACUACACUCUGCUGUCACAUAAGCUGAACAGAUACGGUCUACCGACGACUAGACGGUGCGCGACUAAUGAGAAUCGGACUUGUGCUUGUCAAGGUCUAGACCCAGAGACAUGUGGCGCAUCUUACAGUUUCGGCUGCUCCUGGUCCAUGUAUUACAAUGGAUGCAAGUACGCCCGUUCAAAAACCGUCCGAAAGUUCCGGCUUUCGGUCAAAACUGAGGAGAGCGAGAUCGAAGAACGCAUGCAUGUGCUGGCCACGUUGCUGAGUCCGCUGUAUAUGAACCUCGCGCCGAAGUCGUUCGAGAAUCAAUGCCAAUUUGAGAAGGAGGCGUCGGAUUGCCGCCUCGGCUUUAAACCUGGUCGACCAUUUUCUGGUGUGACAGCAUGCAUAGACUUCUGCGCGCAUGCUCACCGCGACCUCCAUAACAUGAACAACGGCUGCACGGCUGUGGUAACCCUUGCUAAGCACAGAGCUCUAUCCAAGCCUACUGAUGAACAACUCCAUGUCUUGCCACUGUAUGUGCUGGAUUCAACAGACGAGUUUGGUUCAAAAGAAGGACAAGAAGAUAAGAUCAAGAAUGGCGCCUUGGAACUCUUGGACAAGUACCCAAUGGAAGUCAGAGUACGAUCCGUGCCCCUCCAACCAUGCAGGCGACACGGCAAAAAACGAAAGGACGAAGAAAGCACAGAAUCCAACACGGCACACGGCAACGGACAACAAGCAAGCCCUAAUAAUCAAAAGAAGCCACAGCAAUGUUCAACCCCUGCACCGAAAACUCCACAACCUAACGAUAUCCGAAAUAAUGCCAGUCCUCGCAGUCAAAACAGUGCGUCACCUCGAGCUUUAACACCAGCUCUGAAUCAAUCUAAUCCGUCAGCGUUCCAGUCUAAUAAUCCACAUUACAACUCGGCAUUCAUCAAUCCUAAUAUGCAUAAUCAGUCGCCAAGUUUAAUGAAUCCAAAUUUAAGCAACCCUGCGCUAUUAGAUAUGGCAAGUAUGAUAGACAACUUUACAGAUGCGCAAUUACAAAGCAAUCAGAUUUCUAGUACUGUGUUAGAUUCGCCCUAUAAUCAGUAUGACCAAAGUUACAAUUUGCAUCAUCAGAAUAGUUUAUAUAAUCCAAAUCAUGUGCCUCCUAUAUUAGAAGGAAACUGUCAAAAUCCUAAUCCUAAUCCAAAUCAAUUGCCAAGUUUUGCGGCUGGUCUGCAAAAAAGAGAGCAACAAUUCGAUCAAAACCCUGUACCAAUAAAUAAUCCCACUCAAAAUCAAUGGCCAGACUUUGGUAACGCAGAGAUGUUUAACAAUGUCGUAAAAGAAGAUCCAGACUCAACGACAGCUCAUUUAAACAUACCACCGAAUAAUUAUAGUCCAGACUCAAGAAGUGAGACAAGUUCAGAUCCUGCAGCACAAAAAACUGCAACUGAAACAGAUAAACGAAAUUCGAUACUUGGUGAUAUUAACAAGAUGCCAGAUUUUGAUAUGCCAAGUUCUCCUAGGUUAACAGAAAUAUCUCAAAAGUCACAAAGUACUCCAGAAUCACCAGCCCCAUCCCAAAUCCCAGAAAUGAAAUCGCCCAGCAGCGAUCCCAACUUGUCACCAGAUGUUCGUAAAAGCGUUUGGAAAUCUCCCGAAUCAAAGAAUUGGGAUCCUUCUAAACCCAAAGAAUCACCAACAUCUGAAAAUGAUAAUUCGCUAUUUAGAGUCCCAAAAGCUAGACCUCCUUCUAGGUCGCAACAUAUUAAUCCUCCCGAGGUCACAGAAAAUUCAACAUUUUUAAAACCAUAUCCACCCUCUGAAAAACCACAUUUGGUUCAAGGUUAUGAUCACCGAAGCCCCUAUGAUAAUAGGAUAAAUAACCCUAAUCCUCAAACAUCAGCACCGCAAACUAAUUACACUAUAAGUCACGAAGACCAGAAUAUGAGUGCAGCCAAUAAACCUGUCCACGAAUUCACUGGCAACAACUUUCAUCCUGUCAAUCAAACGUCAUACGGAAAUCAAACCUCAAUACAAAGUUACGGAAACUAUCCACAAAUGCCUAAUGCUUAUUCAUUCCCACCAAAUCCAUAUGGACACUUUAACCCUUACGAAAAUUCGUAUAACGACUACAAUAGUUUAGCUUACUAUAAUGCUGAAAAAUAUAAGAGAGAGGAGCUUCUUCGAAAUCCCCAUUGUUACAACUCUUAUGGGUACCAAUACAAUCCCAAUUUUGCGCCGAAUUUCUAUCAAAACCCAAGUCCAAAUUGGUGUCAAUCAUCACCUAACUGGUGUUUAUAUCCACCACCGUUUUCAAUCCCAUAUCCUCCAGAACCCCCUAAAGCUGAGCCCAUUGGUGAAGUGACAGAGUUUACUGACAAUUUAGAAUGCUUUAAAGAUAGUCAGAUGGGUGGAGUGGCCAUAGCUUUAGGCCACGGUAGUGUUCUAUUCGAGUGCGCAAAACACGAAAUGCAUUCAACAACAGCAGUUAAAACACCAAACAGGAUGAAUCCCACCAGAAUUUCUUUAGUUUUCUAUCAGCAUCGAAAUUUGAAUCGACCAAAACAUGGUUUGGAGGAGUGGGAAGAAAAGAUGAGAUUAAAAAAACUGGGCUUGAAUCCACCAACACCUGGUACUCCUGGACCAAAUUCAAAUUCAUUAUCACCAGCCACAACGCCUGGCCCUGACCAAAGGCCACCAACAAUGGCAGAAAAGUGGAAGAAGAAUGAAAACACUAUACCUGGAGGGUAUACAUCUUUAGCAGCGUUAGUUGAAGCGACUAACGCGGCUCGGAAGAGUGGUCAAAUAAGGAUGAGAACUGACACGCAAACGACGAUGUCGUGGACUACUCUCUUCCCGAUGCAUCCGUGCACUGUGACGGGUCCGUACCAAGAGUCGGGCACCUGACAUAAGCCUGGCCCGGCGACGGGGCAAUGUUCUUCCAACGUCAAACGACGGAGUGACGUCCCUUCCUUAGCUAUGUAGGGUCUAUGUUGCCUUUCCAUUUGUAGGAUUCUAAUUAGAGAGACGUGCUUUCCAAAAAAAUUGUAGUUCCUGGAUUUAUACAUUUUAAGAUUUGUGAGCGUUCGGCACAGACUGGUCCUAUGUGCUGAUUCCCGCGUUUCCUUUCCGCGUUGUUGGAAUUGAAUACGUUUUACGAAAUAUUUUUAAAAGUAUACCGUACCGAGUGAGUUUUUAAUCAAAGAUGUAAUUUUAAGUUCUAUUUUAUAGUGUUUAUCGCAUUUCAACUAGUCUUACGUUACGUUAGUAUCGAUCGUGUAAUGUCCAAGAGUGACCGUAAUGUUCGUGUAGAUUUUUUUGUAUAUUCUUGUCGUAUUUUAGUUGUACCGUUAACUUGACCAUUUGGAAUUUAGUAUACAGCUGCUGUAUAAAAUAGUGUCGUUAAUUUUGUCUGCAUAUUUUGUCGGUGUUCUCUAAUUAAGCGCGCGACGUGGUCACGUGGUCGUGUGGUCACGUGGUCGUCGUGCGGCGCGAUGAUCUCAUAAACUACUAACCCUACAUUAAUGUAACUUCAGAACAAAAGUACAAAACAUCACAAAAGGUUGUAGAGGCCUGGGGAGCAGCGGACACAUUUGGCAAUCGUGUUUAUUGAUAUUUUUGUACCUUUGUCUGCGUAUAAGUUGUUUUAUUUCUAUUGUAAUUUAAUUUACCAUUCCUGACGUUCUGAUAUUGUUUUGGCUUAGUUUAAGUUUGAACCAUUGAAUCAUGGUAGCGCAUUGUCGCCGCGUGUAUUUUAUUACCACAAAGAUAUGAGUGCUUUUCUAUUAGGUUAAGACGUGUGUAUUUUUAACUUUUUAGAAUAUUUAACUUAUUUAUAUUAUUGUAUUACGUGACCCUUUUAUCGAAUCAUUUUCUUUGUAAUAAUUUAGUGUUACGGUAGACGUUAAUAUUUAAUAUAUUUGCUUUACGACUACAUUAAAUUAUUGCAGUUGUUUUAUGCAUGUUCAGACGCCAUCUUUACUUUCACGUCGAGUGCCUGGUUACCUGUACUAUGACGUACAGCGAGCGAGCCUUCCAACACCCUUGAUGUUCCAACUUCAGUUUACAUUCACGGAACUAUUUCGGUCUUAUUAUUUGAAAAUAAUUUGCAAAUCUAAUGAACUUUCUUAUAACUUAGCGACGAUUAAAUUCUAUAAAAUUAGUUACAUACAAUAAAAGAUGAAUAAUGAAAUACAUAUAAGAUAGAGUAUUUGCGAAAAGUAAACAAUUUCUGGCGCUUGGAAAGAUUAUAAAGUAGGCAUAUUAUUGAAAAAUGAAUGAAAGCAUACUGAGUGAAUAGUUAUUAAUAUAUAAUUAGAGUUAAGAAAAGUUUGUUUUAAAGAUUAAACUAUCGAUAUAGUUUAUAUUUUUUACGUGUACGUAUUUAUUGAAUGGUAAAUUUAUCGGGACGAACGUGAAAUUAUUUAUAGGUAAAAGUUUUGUGAGCAAAACUUAUAAAAACUAAGCAAUAAUAGUAGCCACCGGGGUCUUUGUACAUUGUAGGAGUGAAAAUAUUUAAAUUAACUAAUGGUGCGAUAAUUCGUCGAUCUUAUGGUAAAAUUUGAUGUUUGAACUCUACCAAAAUUUGCCUAAAAAUGUAUUCUGAUAUUAUUUUUUGUAUAGCAUUGGUAUAAUGCCCUAAGAUCUUUGCCACUUGUUAUUUCCAGACGCAUCGUAUGACAUAUCAGAAGCAAUCAGUUUUAACAUUAAGGAUACACACACAUAACAAUUUGUUACUCAUAUUGAUUGCAACUUAAAAAAGAAUGGAAAGAGAACAUGUUUGUAACAAAAAAGCAGUUGGAACAUAAUAUUAAACAUUUUUCAAACUUUGAUCAUAAACAUCUUUAAGAAAAAGUGAACAUUCUUUCAUAAGUUGUCAACCUUCACCAGCCUGUAUUAAAUUUUGUACUACAGACAAAUUUGACACCAAAUUGUAAAAUUAAAAACGUAAUUAGUAGAUGAAUGUUCGGCCUGUUGUCUUUUGUAUGAGAAUGUAUCAUGUAGAAGCCACUAGAACCUGUGAUAUAUCCAUAAAUCACGAGUGUAUGACUGCUUGUAUGUAUGUCUUAUUGCGUGCGUGGAUAUUACAUUGACGCAAUGUUUAUUUCGUGUAAAGACCUCAAGUUAGAUGAACUAAAAUAACUAUUAGGGUGUUUAAAAAUGAAUUCUUAAUAUUGAUUUUGGUUUGUUACGGAAUUAAUUUAGUUUAUUGUCAAUGGACAAGUCGAACGUUUUAAAAAUUAUAACCUUCUUUUUUGAAGUCGGUUUAACUGGAUAAUGAAUUUUGGGAUGCAAUGAACUAAUUUGAGGUCUACAAAUGCAUUUUUUCUAAACCAAAAACGACCAGUAUUGUCAAAAUGUAACCAAAAAUGUCAUGUUUUCAGUUUUGUGGUGAAAAUGGGUUAUUACCAAUGUACAUGAUUAGGUUACGAAGCGAGAUCGCUAAUAUAACGAUAUUUUUAUUGUCUUCUGCCAAAACAAGAGAGUAAUCAAAUGUGUCAUGUAAAUAGA